Erinaceus europaeus (western European hedgehog) is the source of this 510-nucleotide messenger RNA. RefSeq names its product tubulin beta chain-like. Gene Ontology annotation, biological process: microtubule cytoskeleton organization; mitotic cell cycle. Bases 1 to 510 code for a protein of 169 amino acids. The record is from RefSeq and is a predicted model, not a curated record. The transcript has 2 exons. Gene Ontology annotation, cellular component: cytoplasm; microtubule. Gene Ontology annotation, molecular function: GTP binding; GTPase activity; structural constituent of cytoskeleton. Lineage: Eukaryota; Metazoa; Chordata; Mammalia; Eulipotyphla; Erinaceidae.
AUGGCCACCCUCCCCUUCUCCACAGGGUUUUUUCAUAUGGUGCCCUUCCCCUGCCUGCACUUCUUUAUGCCCGGCUUUGCCCCACUGACUAGCUGUAGCAGCCAGCAGUACCAUGCCCUGAUGGUGCCCGAGAUCACCCAACAGAUUUUAGACGCUAAGAACAUGAUGGCCACCUGUGACCCCCGCCAUGGCCGCUACCUGACAGUGGUUGCAGUAUUCCGGGGCCGGAUGUCCAUGAAGGAGGUAGACGAGCAGAUGCUCAACAUACAGAACAAGAACAGCAGCUAUUUCGUGGAAUGGAUGCCCAACAACGUGAAAACGGCUGAUUGUGACAUCCCACCCCGAGGCCUGAAGAUGUCAGCCACCUUUAUUGGUAACAACAUUCCUUUGAUUUCUUUCUCUUGUUUCAAAUUAGGUUUAUAUCAUGAAUUCAAGAUGAAAGUUAUCCUCAUGCAUUUUUCCUCUAUGCUUAUCUGUAUCAAUACAUAUAUGAAGAAUGCAGAUUUUUAA